AUGUCGUGGCUCUUCGGCAUCAAGGGUUCCAAGGGCGAAGGCACGGGGCCACCUCUGCCCUUGCCGCCCGUACAGCCCGGGGGCGAAGGCAGCGGAGACCGCGGCACGGGGGACCGGCCGGGGCCCAAGGACAAAUGGAGCAACUUCGACCCGACGGGCCUGGAGCGCGCGGCCAAGGCGGCGCGAGAGCUGGAGCACUCGCGACACGCCAAAGAGGCACUGAGUCUGGCUCAGAUGCAGGAGCAAACACUUCAGCUGGAGCAUCAGGCCAAGCUCAAGGAGUACGAGGCCGCAGUAGAGCAGCUGAAGGGCGAUCAGAUCCGAGUGCAGGCUGAGGAGCGGAGGAAGACCCUGAGUGAGGAGACGCGGCAGCACCAGGCCAGGGCCCAGUACCAGGACAAGCUGGCCCGGCAGCGCUAUGAGGACCAGCUAAAGCAGCAGCAACUUCUCAAUGAGGAGAAUUUACGGAAGCAAGAGGAAUCUGUGCAGAAGCAGGAGGCCCUGCGGCGAGCCACCGUGGAGCGGGAGAUGGAGUUGCGGCACAAGAAUGAGAUGCUGCGGGUGGAGGCCGAGGCGCGUGCCCGGGCCAAGGCUGAGCGCGAGAACGCCGAUAUCAUCCGUGAGCAAAUCCGCCUGAAGGCCGCUGAGCACCGCCAGACCAUCCUAGAGUCCAUCAGGACAGCAGGCACCCUGUUUGGUGAAGGGUUCCGUGCCUUUGUGACAGACUGGGACAAAGUGACAGCCACGGUGGCCGGGCUGACACUGCUGGCUGUUGGGAUCUAUUCUGCCAAGAACGCCACGUCCGUCGCAGGGCGGUACUUUGAGGCCCGGCUGGGGAAGCCGUCCCUGGUGCGGGAGACGUCUCGCAUCACAAUGCUGGAGGCGCUGAGGCACCCCAUACAGGUCAGCAGGCGCCUCCUCAGUAAACCUCAGGAUGCGUUGGAGGGCGUCGUCCUCAGCCCCAGCCUGGAGGCUCGCGUGCGGGACAUCGCCAUCGCCACAAGGAACACCAAGAAGAACAGAAGUCUGUACCGAAAUGUCCUGAUGUAUGGGCCACCCGGGACUGGCAAAACGCUGUUUGCCAAGAAACUGGCGCUGCACUCCGGUAUGGACUACGCCAUCAUGACGGGCGGGGAUGUGGCCCCCAUGGGGCGGGACGGCGUGACGGCCAUGCACAAGGUCUUCGACUGGGCCAGCACCAGCCGGCGAGGCCUCCUGCUCUUUGUGGACGAAGCAGAUGCCUUUCUCAGGAAGCGAGCGACUGAGAAGAUCAGUGAAGACCUCAGGGCCACCCUGAAUGCCUUCCUGCACCGCACGGGCCAGCACAGCAGCAAGUUCAUGCUGGUCCUGGCCAGCAACCAGCCCGAGCAGUUUGACUGGGCCAUCAACGACCGUAUCGAUGAGAUGGUCAGCUUUGAGCUACCACAGCGGGAGGAGCGGGAGCGCCUGGUGAGAAUGUAUUUUGACAAGUAUGUUCUUAAACCAGCUACAGAAGGAAAGCAGCGCUUGAAGCUGGCCCAGUUUGACUACGGAAAGAAGUGCUCGGAGAUUGCACAGCUGACGGAGGGCAUGUCAGGCCGGGAGAUCUCUCAGCUCGCCGUGGCAUGGCAGGCCAUGGCAUAUGCCUCUGAGGAUGGGGUCCUCACUGAGGCCAUGAUGGACGCCCGGGUUCAGGAUGCCAUCCAGCAACACAGGCAGAAGAUGCAGUGGCUGAAGGCAGAGGGGAGCCAGCGGCCAGCCCUGCACACACAAGCUGAAUGA
Rangifer tarandus platyrhynchus (Svalbard reindeer) is the source of this 1761-nucleotide messenger RNA. NCBI's taxonomy places the organism in Eukaryota, Metazoa, Chordata, Mammalia, Artiodactyla, Cervidae. The record is from the annotation of a GenBank genome assembly.